AUGACGGAGAAGCGCGCCUUCUCCGGCAACCCGCUGUCCACCAACAAGCCCGCCACCGCAAAGGACGGCCAGGUCUCGCAGCGCAUCAAGAACUUCUUCCGCAUCAACAGCAGCAUCGACACCCGCAAGCACUCGGACGAGGCCAAUGGCACCCCCACCCCCAAGCCAGACAAGUCGGGCUCGCGCCAUUCCCGCUUCCUGCCGCACAUUUCGCGCAACCGCUCCACCACCGUCACGAGCGAGGGCAACCCGCUCGACGACGCCGUCUCCCCCACCGCCCACGCCAACCCCUACUUCCAGCACCAGGGCCCCCCCGCCAUCCGCCACCACAAUGCAGGUAGCGUACCGUCCACUCCACCAGACACGCCUGGCGUACCAACCACCAAAGUAGAUGCCGCCAGCGGAGCAAACGACCAGGCCACCGCCGCCGGAAAAGAGGAGCUGGCCAGGAAGCUGCGAAGGGUAGCCUCCGCUCCCAAUGCGCAGGGCCUCUUCUCGUCGGGCAAGUCCGCUGAACGCCCGCAGACCGCCGAGCUCGCCAAGCAGCCCGUCCUGCUCCACCCCAACUCUUCCACCCUCAGCAUGGUAGAGACGCACCAGCCCGAUACCGACCAUCUCUCGCCCAUGGACACGUCCAAGGGCAUACCCACCCCCGGUCAGAUUCGCCAGUCGGUCGCCUUCCGGAGAACAUACAGCUCCAACUCGAUCAAAGUCCGCAACGUAGAAGUCGGUCCCGGCAGCUUCGACAAGAUCAAGCUGAUCGGCAAGGGCGACGUCGGCAAGGUGUACCUGGUGCGGGAGAAGAAGUCGAGCAGGCUAUAUGCCAUGAAAGUGCUGAGCAAGAAGGAGAUGAUCAAGCGCAACAAGAUCAAGCGUGCCCUGGCCGAGCAGGAAAUACUGGCUACCAGCAACCACCCCUUUAUUGUUACCCUAUACCACUCCUUCCAGUCAGAAGACCACCUCUAUCUCUGCAUGGAAUACUGCAGCGGCGGCGAAUUCUUCCGAGCCCUCCAGACCCGACCGAACAAGUGCGUGGACGAGGACGCGGCGCGUUUCUACGCAGCUGAAGUCACGGCUGCACUCGAGUACCUGCAUCUGAUGGGCUUCAUCUAUCGCGACCUGAAGCCAGAGAACAUUCUCCUGCACCAGUCCGGCCACAUCAUGUUAUCCGAUUUCGACCUGUCGAAGCAGUCUGAGCCCGGCGGCCGCCCAACCAUGAUUCUUAGCGGCCGCAACGGCACUUCGUCGAGCAACCUACCAACGAUAGAUACGAAGUCGUGUAUUAACAACUUCCGUACAAACUCGUUUGUGGGCACCGAGGAGUACAUUGCUCCUGAAGUGAUCAAGGGCUGUGGACACACGAGUGCCGUCGAUUGGUGGACACUCGGCAUUCUGAUCUACGAGAUGCUCUACGGCACAACGCCUUUCAAGGGCAAGAACCGGAACGCGACUUUCGCCAACAUCCUGAGGGACGAGGUGCCGUUCCCCGAAGGCUCGGGUGCACCACCCGUGUCCAACCUCUGCAAGUCACUCAUUCGCAAGCUCCUGAUCAAGGACGAGACGCGACGACUGGGGUCUCGUGCUGGUGCCUCUGACAUCAAGACUGCACCCUUCUUCCGCACCACAUCAUGGGCACUGUUGCGCCACUCGAAACCUCCCAUUAUUCCUCACCAGGGCCACGGAAUCGAGACACCCAACUUCAGGAACGUCAAGGAGAGCCAAAGCGUGGACAUUGGCGUGUCCAAGGUCAAGGGUGUGCCGCUGGACUCUGGCCUCGCCACACCCAUGGGCGAGAUUGCGGAUCCCUUUGAGGAAUUCAACAGCGUUACGCUGCACCACGACGGCGAUGACCACCAUGGGUCGACGGACCAAGUCCACCUCGCACAGCAGAACUCGGGCUCGCGGUAG
This is a messenger RNA of Ascochyta rabiei, 1908 nucleotides long. Its product is annotated as serine/threonine protein kinase, AGC. Gene Ontology annotation, cellular component: nucleus; plasma membrane; cytoplasm. Bases 1 to 1908 code for a protein of 635 amino acids. The transcript is spliced from 4 exons. NCBI's taxonomy places the organism in Eukaryota, Fungi, Ascomycota, Dothideomycetes, Pleosporales, Didymellaceae. The record is from RefSeq and is a predicted model, not a curated record. Gene Ontology annotation, molecular function: ATP binding; protein serine/threonine kinase activity. Gene Ontology annotation, biological process: protein phosphorylation.